AUCGGUAGUCGAGUGCGUCGGCGCGCGGCAGGCACUUCAUCACCAUGGCUGACUCGGACAACGAAAGCUACGACUCGUCGUCACCGCGGAGCUCGUCUUAUGACGACUGGACCAAGGAACCGCUUGUUGGGGAAAAGUUGUGUGUGUACUUGUUGCACUGGGACAAAGCAACGCAAGACCUCCCAGAUAUCUUUGACACGACGCUUAUCAAGCCCAAGGACCCCACGACGAUCUACCGCUGCGUGUCGGAGUGCGUGAUUCAUUACCAUAGUACGACGUUGACACGAGCGCAGUUCGAGCUCGAGUAUGGCAUGCCGCCUCGUUCCCGCGACGAAGAAAUCAUGCGGUUACGACACGCCAUGCUGGCACAGUAUCUGACCGAAGUGGAAAUGGACCGCAAGAAGAGGCAUGCAUUGAACCAAGACGACAUGCACGAAGUCGAUGAGACGGCGGCGCUCCGAACGGCCGACAUGAGUCCACUGGAUCGACUCAAAUACGUGACAUCGUUGUGGCCGACGAACAUGCCCAACUUUCCCGACACGGAGGACAGCCUCAAUUACUAUGGCUUUCAAGUUGGGAUUUACAUCGACACCAACGACGAGACCAAGGACGAGACGAGCGCCGCCAGUACACACAACCAAGACGAAACCACCAAGGCCGCCGACCCGAACGAGAACGACCACGACACCAUCGACACACCCCUCGACGACGCCCACCAGCCAGAAGCCAACUCCAGCAAACAACCGCUCAUGAAAGCAGCCCCGGCGGCGCCCGUCAAAGAGGAGAACUGGGUCCAGUGUGACAAGUGCCAAAAGUGGAGAAAGCUGCCAGACUCUGUGGAUGUGUCGGCACUGCCCACGACGUGGUACUGCCGAAUGAACAAGUGGAGUCGGAAAUUCAACAAAUGUUCGGCGGUGGAAGAGACGACAACGGCACCCGCGGCGUCGCACGGAGGAUCGGACAUGCACAGCAUUCGCGAGCGCAAGUUUGUGCAUCAGUUUGCGCAGCGGUUGAAGCGCAUGGAGAAGGCGCUGGGGGAGCUCAAGUACGCCGACAUGAAGGAGGACCUGGGCGAGCGGCAGCAUGUGUCGUGCGUCGAGUGCGGCAAGAAGCGCCCGCUCUUGGGUGGCAUGGACCCGAUCAAAGUUCCCCAGGUAACGACCACCUCGCGGCGAUGUGGUGUGGGACGUCGAUUGGUUAUAUGUCGUAGCCGUUUGUGUGUUGGAUGAAUCGGUGGGAUGAGAUCCACGCGAGCUGUUCCGCCCCGCAAGGCGUGCUGUUUGAGCGCGGGACGACAGACACACCCGCGGCGACUGCUGCCGCCGCCGCCUCUGGGGGAGCAGCAGCUGUCGACAAGAAGUCCCUCAAACAGCCCAGACGAACUAGCCAUGCCCGUUCCAACCAUCGAAGCACCAAACCAAAGAAGAAGGCGGCGACGGCAGAGCCCCUGGACGUGGCCGCGCCGCCACCUCCGCUGUAUUCAUCGACUUCUGAAGAAGAAAUAGCACCCAAGAAGCCCCGUCGAGACGACAUGGCGUCCACAACAAGAAAGAAGUAGGAAACCCAUGGAUCGUGGCUAAAUUUAUAUAAUUGCUGCAAAAGAUCUCCUAUGUACUUGGGGUCUCGUUGUGGAUUCAACCAAAUAGUAACUGGAAAAGUCGACAGACACCAUCCUGAUAUGCUAGUUUUCUACAGAAUGUACUUGGUCAAGUCGGUUUGCUUGAGUAUGUCCUUGAGAUGCGCUUGGACGUAGCUCUUGUCAAUGACCACAUCCGUGCCCGCGAGCGCUGGCGCGUGGAACGACAUGUGCUCGGUGAUCUUGCUCACGACCGUGGCCAGCCGCCGCGCGCCAAUGUUGUCCGUCUGGCUGUUGACCUUGGCGGAUACGUGCGCGAUCUCGUGGACGGCGUCGGGGGUAAACGUCACCGCCACCCGCUCCGUAUCCAUGAGGGCGCGGACUUGGUCGAGGAGAUUGAACUGCAAUGUGCAAAUAUGUGCAAUGUGGAUGGUUCAUCAUCGAGUCAUACACUCCAAGAAAGGACAACAAUGCAUACCUGGGUCUCGG
Molecule: messenger RNA, 2065 nt
Organism: Aphanomyces astaci
Lineage: Eukaryota; Oomycota; Saprolegniomycetes; Saprolegniales; Verrucalvaceae
Exons: 5
Coding region: 45-1229 (394 amino acids)
Molecular function (GO): zinc ion binding
Source: RefSeq, a predicted model, not a curated record